UUUUGGAUAAUUCGAGUUGGGAAAGAAGUUAGUGGCCGUGUCUUCAAUGGAACCCCCCCAAAAAUUGUGGAUCCCAGAAGGAGGACAGUGGAGAGAGCGGUUUGGAUCAGUUUAGUGCAAAGGUGGAUUUCUCUAGAGGUUGCUCGAAGAAAAAACAGACGCCAAACUGCGAGUGGUGAACGUGCUCCGAAUCACCUCAUCUCGCACCUCCCGCCUUACAGAGAAACAAAUGUAUUGUAACUUGAUAAAGUAUUUGAAUCAAUUUCCUAAAAAAUAUGUGUGUAAAUUGUAUAUAUUUUUAAAGGCCUCCG
Molecule: messenger RNA, 311 nt
Organism: Drosophila takahashii
Lineage: Eukaryota; Metazoa; Arthropoda; Insecta; Diptera; Drosophilidae
Source: RefSeq, a predicted model, not a curated record